Trametes versicolor FP-101664 SS1 is the source of this 1182-nucleotide messenger RNA. Its product is annotated as fragmin60. The transcript is spliced from 5 exons. Gene Ontology annotation, molecular function: actin filament binding. NCBI's taxonomy places the organism in Eukaryota, Fungi, Basidiomycota, Agaricomycetes, Polyporales, Polyporaceae. The coding region runs from base 1 to 1182 and encodes 393 amino acids. The record is from RefSeq and is a predicted model, not a curated record.
AUGGAUACCACUGCAUCUGGUCAUGGAGGACCUUUUCUCACCAGGCCCACAAAGUAUAACAUUGAGGACUCAAACAUAGCGCUGCUUGGAUCGGACCUCGAGAAGCAGGUCAGAGAGCAUGCAGGUGACAAGGAAACGGCUUGGGAAGUAGCAGGGCAGCAGCCUGGUGUACAGAUUUGGCGCAUCGAACAGUUCAGCGUGAAAGAAUGGCCCAAGUCCCAUUACGGCUACUUCUACAACGGGGACUCGUACAUAGUUCUCCACACCUACAAGAAGGAAGAGAACAGGGAAGAGCUGUUCUACGACCUGCAUUUCUGGCUGGGUGCGGAAACCACCCAGGACGAGGCCGGGACGGCCGCUUACAAGACGGUCGAGCUGGACGACCAUCUUGGUGGCAAGCCGGUCCAAUACCGCGAGAUCCAGGAGUACGAGUCCGCGCGCUUCCUCUCCUACUUCCCGCGCUUCAUUUCCCUACACGGAGGAGUCGCUUCUGGAUUCCACCAUGUCUCCGCCCCACCUGUAGACGACACGCGCAGGCUCUAUCGCAUCAGCGCGACUCAAAUCACCGGACGAGCGGUGGCGCACCUGCAGGUCCGCGAGGUGCCCGACUCGGGUUCAAGUGUCUACCAGGGCGACGUGUAUGUGCUCGAUAUGGGCAACCAGGUCUGGCAGUUCAACACGAGCAAGAGCCCUGGGAAGGUGCGGUUUAAGGCCGCGGAAUUCGUGCAAUCCCUCGCGAGUGAGCGCGGCGGAUCGUCAAACACGACAGUUUGGGGUGCGUACGAACACGGGGAAGGCGCAGGCGUACUCCUGACCGCGCUGGGCCUGACACGCGUCCCGGAUGCGCAAGAGGGACCCGCUGCUUCCGAAAAGGCACUGCUACAGCUGUCCGACGCAAGCGGACAGGUCACCUUCGAGCGCGUCGCGCCCCCAGCGUUCUCCACACUCUCCUCAUCCGACGCGUUCGUACUUGACGAUACCGCGAACCACGCGUCGCCAGCCGUGUACGUCUGGGUGGGCAGCGGCGCGUCGCUUACGGAGCGUCGGCUCGCGCUGCAGUACGGCCAGUGGUACUUGUAUCAGAAGAAGCGGGGCGCGGGACGCGCCGCAUAUGCGGCGCAGAUAGUCAAGAUGCACGAGGGUCAGGAGACGGACGCGUUCUUGAGCGCGAUCGGUGCGUGA